GUUUAAAAACCCAAUAUCAGCCAAAGCCCAAAGUCGUCGACCUCUGGCAUCGUCGGCGCCACCUUUCUCCUCCGUUCUCCGCCGUCCCUUCAAAGUAAAGCGUCAAUUAUUUAUACUUCUAAUUGCGGAAGGAAGAAGAAUAUUCGGAAUGAGCGGAGACAUAACAGAAGCAGAAAAUUACUACUCCAAAGAUUUCGAGUGGGAACAGCUCAGGCUUGAGGUCGAGACCGACCCCACUUUCCUCUACCAUUUACUGCCUUUCAACAGUGAUGGCGUAUCCAACUCCACCACGGAUUCCUCCAAUUCAUCGCCACUUGAAGAUUCUGACGCAUGGAAUAAGUUUCACUCUCGCCAUUCCACUGGGAAGUUCUUCAAGGAGAGGAGGUAUUUACUGAAAGAGUUUCCCGAACUAGCUUGUAGGGGCCAUUCUAAAGUUUUGGAAGUUGGAUGUGGUAACGGCAGCACUGCUUUGCCAAUUUUGAGGGCAACAGAGAACAGUGUAAUUUAUGCAUGUGAUUGCAGCAAUGAGGCUCUUGAUAGAGCUAAAGAGAAUAUUUCUGCUGCAAACUUGACCACUGCCCAAGAUCGAUUCCAUCCUUUCUUAUGUGAUGUUUCUACAUUUGAGUUUCCCAAGUGGCUGGCCUGCAUCUCUUGUCAAGAAAGAUUUAUGACAGCAGGAGAAACACAAUACUCAUUGUGCUCAGAGGAGAGGACUUGCUGCAUUGGUGGGGUUGAUCUUGUUACCUUAGUAUGUAGUCUUUGUGCUUAUUUUUACUUGGAGCCGUUAUGCUUUUACUUGAAAUUCUGUUGGCAGACAAGAAGCCUAUAUAUCAAUUAUUUACUUCUCUUUUAUUUAACCUACCAGAUAUUCACUUUAUCAGCAUUACCACUCCACAGGAUGACAAUGGCCAUCAAACAAUGCUUCUCUGUCUUGAAGCCGGGUGGCAUACUCUUGUUUCGGGAUUAUGGUAAUAUGGUGACCAAACUAGAGUUCAACAGCUGAUAUGAGUGUGUUGUUCUUUCCGUCUUCAACAGUGUUGGCGUUGGUGUUGGUUUCCCUGAUGUCUUUCCUGGUUUAUGUGUUACCCAGGUCUGUAUGAUAUGACUAUGCUUCGGUUUUAUCCUGAGCAGAGAGUGGGAUAUAGGGAGUACAUGCGAUCUGAUGGGACCCGCUCCUAUUUUUUCUCCUUAGAAUUCACUAGAGAUCUCUUUUCCAGUGCGGGGUUCACAGAGGUUUGCAUCUAAACAUAGCUUUUCAUGGAUAAACUUAUGUCUAGAUACUUAUCUUUCAGGAAAUUCUUUCAGCUUUGCCAUGAGUUUGGUAAUAUUUUAGGUGGGGGGAAUUCUUUUUAAUACUGGAAAAUUGUAAUUUAUGUUCCGCUGCUUACUUCCUCGGCUUGCCUGUUCGUUGGGAGGGAUUGAGGGGUUCUCAAUAUUAGUUCACUUGGACAAAAAUGUAAAAGAGCAUGGGGGAAACAUAUAUCAGCAAAUGUCUCCUCGUGUUCAAUUUGCUAGAAAUUUGAUGUUGUCCACUUUGUUCUUGUGUUACCUUCAAUAUCAAGAUAAUGACCAGUAUUAGCAAAAUCUUGCAGCUUGAGCUGGAAUAUUGUUGUGUUAGAUCCACAAAUCGGCGUAAUGGGAAGAUUAUGCGAAGGGUGUGGGUUCAUGGCAAGUUUCAGAAAGGGAAAUGAAGGUAAAGCUGCUAUCAGCGUAAGUAAGUUGCAGACUUGUGUCCAAUUGGAAACUGACGCACUGAUGAACGAAGGUCUACUCCACUAAAUAGAAAUAGUAAACUAAAUGCAUGCUUAUCAAUGGCAUAUAGGAACGCUUACUUUGCAAUCUGAAGAACUGAAGUAUACAAUGGAUAGAGACAGCGUACUUCACAUUAAUUCAUUUGUUCCCCAUUUUAGUUCGUCCUGGUUGGUUUGUGUUUUACCUUUUACUUUUUCUCUUUUUUUUUUCUUUUUCUUUUUUUUUUUCCUACCGGUCUUUUUCGGCUACAAAGUAGAGAUGUACUAGUAUCUUUUUAGGUCAACAUUCUAUCAGAGCUCGAAGUUACGGACUUACGGUGUCAGUGUCCCACUACGCAGUGAGAUUUAUUAGCAAUUGGGGUCCUGUUUUCUUACGCCGAUGAGUGCAUAAUAAAACGACCAAGCAUACUUUCUGAU
Oldenlandia corymbosa var. corymbosa is the source of this 2168-nucleotide messenger RNA. Lineage: Eukaryota; Viridiplantae; Streptophyta; Magnoliopsida; Gentianales; Rubiaceae. The record is from the annotation of a GenBank genome assembly.